GCACACGCGGCCACGCAGCAGCCCCACACCGCGCACACAGGCUCGGGCAGCAGCAGCAGCAGCAGCAGCGGCCGCCGCCACCAGGCAUGGCACAGGGCUCCGCCUCGCCAUGGCAGCAGCAGCAGCGCGGCACAGCACCCUGGACUUCCUGCUCAGCGCCCCAGCUGAUUGCAAUGCCGUUCUUAAAGGUCUACAGCCUGUUUUUCAAGAGCAGGGAAUGACAGAAACAAUUCAUAACUGGGAGGAUCAUGGUUACUUAGCAACUUACAUCAACAAAAAUGGAAGUUUUUCCAAUCUGAGAAUUUACCCUCAUGGAUUAGUAUUGGUGGAUCUGCAGAGUCACAGCGAUGAUAUGAAAGGAAGAGAUGAAAUUGAUCAUCUACUAAAUAAGAUAGAAGAAAAAAUGAAAGAGUUGUUUCACAGCAGUAUCAAAAGGGUAAAGCGAUUGCCAGCAAUUGUGAGAGGAGAAGCCAUUGAUAGAUACUGGCCCACGGCUGAUGGGCGUUUGGUAGAGUAUGACAUAGAUGAGGUUGUUUAUGAUGAAGAGUCGCCUUAUCAGAAUAUUAAAAUUCUACAUUCGAAACAGUUUGGGAAUAUUCUUAUCCUCAGUGGGGAUGUUAAUCUGGCAGAGAGUGACCUGGCAUAUACGCAAGCCAUAAUGGGCAGUGGGAAAGAAGACUACACUGGGAAAGAAGUGCUGAUCCUAGGAGGUGGUGAUGGGGGUAUACUAUAUGAAAUAGUCAAACUGAAACCAAAGAUGGUCACCAUGGUGGAGAUUGACCAAAUGGUGAUCGACGGGUGUAAAAAAUACAUGCGUAAAACAUGUGGAGAUGUCUUAGACAAUCUUAAAGGAGAAUGCUAUCAGGUUCUAAUAGAAGACUGUGUUCCAGUACUGAAGAGGUAUGCCAAAGAAGGAAGGAUGUUUGAUUAUGUAAUUAAUGAUCUGACAGCUGUUCCAAUCUCCACAUCUCCUGAAGAAGAUUCUACGUGGGAGUUUCUACGACUGAUUCUUGACCUUUCAAUGAAAGUCCUGAAACAUGAUGGAAAAUAUUUCACGCAGGGAAACUGCAUCAAUCUGACUGAAGCCUUGACCCUCUAUGAAGAACAGCUCGGCAGGCUUUAUUGCCCUGUGGAGUUCUCAAAGGAAACUGUGUGUGUACCCUCAUACAUGGAAUUAUGGGUGUUCUACACUAUUUGGAAGACAAGAACUGAAGCGUGAAGAUCAAGAUAUUCUAAUUGUGUGCUGCAUGGAGCAUACAGGCUUGCCGCGUGCUGCGUAUUGGCAUCUUGAACCUUUAAAUUAUAUGCUGUAGAUGAUCCUGAAACUUAGUCAUGCUAUUGAUUGUGAAUUCUUUAAAUGUUUUUUAUUAUUAUUUUAAUUUAAAAGCAAAUGGAAAAUGUAUAUUUUGAUGAGGUAGGGUGUUAUUUUUGAAAGUCAACUUAAAGAUGAAUUAGCAGCAAAACUAUAGCUGCUGAAUGCACUGAACCUUUAGAAUGUGAUCCUUUUUAUUUUUUUGUAGAUCUUCACAAACUGAUUAAAAAAAGACAUCUUUAGCAUUUCA
Mauremys reevesii (Reeves's turtle) is the source of this 1562-nucleotide messenger RNA. It is a transcript of the gene SMS, whose product is annotated as spermine synthase. The transcript is spliced from 11 exons. NCBI's taxonomy places the organism in Eukaryota, Metazoa, Chordata, Testudines, Geoemydidae. The record is from RefSeq and is a predicted model, not a curated record. Gene Ontology annotation, molecular function: spermine synthase activity. Gene Ontology annotation, biological process: spermine biosynthetic process. The coding region runs from base 110 to 1219 and encodes 369 amino acids.